ACGGAGCGGGCACCGAUUCACAGCCCACAAAGUGCUGCUGCGUAGGGCCGAGGACGGACCGAUUGCGCUGGUGCCGCAGCUCCCCGCGCUUCUCCCUCCCGCUGCUCCUCUCAACCUCCAAGCUAUUCCCCCUGUCCCGUACUAAAUGCCUCCUUUCUUCUCCUACACCACCCUCCCCUACCAGCUCACGACGGGCCCUUACCCCAUGCGCGAGUUCUCGGAGUACUUGGUGGAGCUAACUGACGUGGAGCCGCUGCCCUUCGCCGACGAGGACACGUGGGAGUUGCACCGGGCGCUGUACAAGUCGGUGGCGCUGGGGAUGUUCCGGCUCUUCGUGGAUCACGAAGACCACGCUACCGGUGAGCACUUCGUCGUUUACUACGUCAUCACGCGACCCAAGCCAGCAGAGAAGGAAGGGACGGUCGCGCUGUACCCAUUCGCCCAGCUCCAGACGAUCGAUGCGGGAUUUUUGGAGCUCAUACAUCUUGAGCUCCUCUCCAUCGUGCAAGUGAUCGCGAGCGAGGAAGAGGAGAUCCAACCGCGAUUGCGGACGGUGACGGCCCCGCGGAGAACGUACAACGCGGUCGUCAUCCCGGAUUACAUUGCGCAGCGUGCGGAGAGAUUGGAGGACUUCCCGGAGAAAAGGCCGUUGCGUCCUCCCUCAUCGUACUCUCGGCCAGCGCCACCAAAGGCCCCCAAGAAGACGCCGAAGAGGAAGAGACGCCACCCGUCGCCAGGAGUGCAAGGCAGCAGGAUCAGCGGCGGCGAGGAGGAGAUUCAGCCCGCGCACGUGGCGAUGCUCGUUAAGGAGACUAUCGUGCCAUCGCCGCCCAUUCCGCGUGUGCCCGACCUUAAUCUUGAUGGAGCCGGGCCAUCAGCAGCAGCAGCAGCCGGAGGAGGAAGCCGACUGGGAUUUCUGGAUCCCAUAUCCAGACCCCCCGUCCUCGCGGGACCUCUCCUUCAUCUGAGCCAGACGGUCCAUCCGACCGAGGUGGACUUCAUGGUGGAGCCCGCCACCAUUAGGCUCGAGGCCAUCGCGGGGGUGCCGCGCCCUGAUCCGGCGUGGGAGCCAUAUCUGACACCCGUUUUUCAAGGGUGUAUUGCGGCGCGAUUGGCGGGGAUGCUCAUCUACGAGACUGGGCAGCGUCCCAAUGCGGUGUACCACUUCCUGGUCUUCGCGGCGCAGAAGUGGGAUCGGCGGCCUUAUACCGAGACGCAUGUGGUGAUGAUGGGUCGAGGGCCUCGAUCGGUGCGCAAGCAGGUGGUGCGAGCGGUGGCGGAUCUGGCGCCACGUGUCCUCUCUCAUAUGCCGGGGGCUUUUCUUUACCCCUCCUUCGUCCAGCAUCAUUUCCGUGAGGAAGAUGCGCCGACGACUCUUGCGGCAGUGGCCGCCUUUCUUCCACCUAUUCCGCCCCCUCUCAAUCCCGACAUAGAUCACUUCAUCUGAUCACCUUCGUCUACCUCUCCCCCGUCCUCUCCUUCUUCUUCUCUUCUUCUUCCCUUCUCUUUUGGAUCUAAAGCUCGCGCGA
Molecule: messenger RNA, 1529 nt
Organism: Chara braunii
Lineage: Eukaryota; Viridiplantae; Streptophyta; Charophyceae; Charales; Characeae
Source: the annotation of a GenBank genome assembly